AUGGUAUCGACGGUGGAGUUUUUCGUGGAGGACUUGGUUUGCCCAACGAUCAUCGGCGUAGGCCCCCAAGAGCGACUAGAAAAACAGGACGUUGUCGUCAACUUCAAAAUUCAAAAUGCGGUGGAGGCUAUGGUCAUCGAUCCACCGGACCUACGCGAUCUAGUCAAGCAGGUCUUCGAGAUGGUACAGGACUCUACCUACCUCACGCUGGAAGCCCUAUCCUCUGCAAUCGCCAAAGACAUUUUGAUGAUCCUCGCGUACGGGAAGACGCCAGUGAAGGUCACCGUCAGCGCUUCCAAACCCCACGCUCUACCCCUCGCCAAAAGCUCAGAAGUCGUCAUCACGCGCACCCUAGAAGACUACGAACAUCUUCAUCAUGUCGACCACCGCACCGUUCCUCGGACUAUGACGGUGGCUCCGAGUACCGUUCACAAAGUUGUUUUGGCUCUGGGAUCCAACCUCGGUGAUCGAUUCAAGAAUAUCGAGUCGGCACUCCGUCUUUUGGAAAUCCCGGGAGAAGUGCUCAAAGAACAUAAACCGGUUGAUGGUGAUAAGGCAGAGGCAAUGAAGGUGGACGUCGUGGACACGUCUUUCUUGUAUGAAACUGCCCCCAUGUACUUCACCGACCAGCCGGCUUUUAUCAACGGUGCUUGUGUGAUAGAAACCAAUCUAUCACCGUUGACGCUACUUCUCUUGGUCAAGACUAUUGAAACUAUCGUAGGACGCGUCCCGAGUGUCAGGAACGGCCCUCGAGCGGUGGAUCUGGAUAUCAUUCUAUACGACAACGAUGUUUUCGAUACCCGACCUGUGGAAGACCGCAAGGACCUGGACAACCUGGAGGGGCAACUCGUGAUACCCCACCCUAGGUUGGCUGAACGAGAAUUCGUCCUUCGUCCCCUCAAUGACAUCGUCCCUGACUUGGUUCACCCUGUGUUGAAGAAGAGUAUCGCAAGGCUCCUCCAAGACCUCCAUAUAUCUCCUAGCGACCCGCCUAUGGAGAAAGUAAUACCUUUCCCUCGCUUACCACCGCGUCAAGAUACCGCCUUCGCCUACCCUAUCGAACAAGUUCCAGAUACCCUCACCCAUUGGAAAUACGGCAAAGCUGGAACAAAGGUCAUGGCGACGCUCAAUACAACUCCCGACUCCUUCUCAGACGGUUCAACCCACAAUGUCCUUCCUGCCGCUAUAUCCUAUGUCAAGGACUCUGUUACUGCCGGUGCGCGUAUCAUCGACAUUGGGGGGUACUCGACGCGUCCUGGUGCCGCGUUUGUCUCGGUUGACGAGGAGACCAAUCGGGUCGUUCCGUACGUGCAAGCAAUCCGAGAGCAAAACGGGCAAGAUCAAGUGGCGGACAUUCCUAUCAGCGUGGACACUUUCCGUUGGGAAGUGGCAGAAGCGGCUUUAGCAGCUGGUGCCAACUGCAUCAACGACGUUUAUUCGUUCACCGGACCCGACUCGUACCCCCAUUCCGAGAAAAAUAACCAGGAAGCGGAAGGGAUCAUGACGAAGAUGAAAGCGAUAGCACGUCGAGGGGACGCGGGUCAGAACAAGGAUUACAAGGUAUACGAGUAUGCUGGACCGAACGAGGCGGUUUUGGAGGGUGUCAGAGUCGAGUUGGGCGAGAAGGUGGAGAAGAUUGUGAAAGGCAAGGGUGGGGUGCGUAGAUGGUCUGUUAUUGUGGAUCCUGGGAUUGGGUUUAGCAAGACUUUGGAUGGGAACCUUGAGGUGCUGAGGCACGCCUCGCAAGUCGUUGAUGCGCCGUUUAUUGGACCUGAGGGCAACAAAAUGAAUCCCCUUUAUGGAUUCCCUCAACUUAUUGGUGUCUCGCGCAAGUCGUUCUUGGGUGCCAUCCUUGCUGAAGGACAACAUGGACGCAAAACGACACCAAAGGAGCGCGUGUUUGCGACUGCUGCUGCUGUCUCGUGUGCGGUUCAGCAGGUGCGCUUUUCCCUUCAUAAAAUGGUGUGUCCACCGCAAGAACUGCAGAGUGCUCAUACGCUUUGUGGAGCACGAGAUCCGCCGCCGGAAUAUGUGGAAGCCAUUAGCGCGAGACUACGGUACAACUCUAGGAACUGUUGCAAUGGCCAGUACAAUACUGCUGCGACGUGUCCUGCUUCCGAGAAUGCCUGUCCUCACUCCUACGCUUAUGCCUACGACGAAGGAAGCAGUACCGCCCUCUUCACGUGCCCCGGCAUCAGGAGGGCUGACUAUACCGUCACUUUCUGCCCUUAA
Molecule: messenger RNA, 2232 nt
Organism: Coprinopsis cinerea okayama7#130
Lineage: Eukaryota; Fungi; Basidiomycota; Agaricomycetes; Agaricales; Psathyrellaceae
Product: folic acid synthesis protein
Exons: 9
Coding region: 1-2232 (743 amino acids)
Biological process (GO): tetrahydrofolate biosynthetic process
Cellular component (GO): mitochondrial envelope
Molecular function (GO): 2-amino-4-hydroxy-6-hydroxymethyldihydropteridine diphosphokinase activity; dihydroneopterin aldolase activity; dihydropteroate synthase activity
Source: RefSeq, a predicted model, not a curated record